This is a messenger RNA of Pseudo-nitzschia multistriata, 2475 nucleotides long. Lineage: Eukaryota; Bacillariophyta; Bacillariophyceae; Bacillariales; Bacillariaceae. The record is from the annotation of a GenBank genome assembly.
AAAGCGAGCAACUGGAGGAUUACCGUACGUAGGCUGUUUUGUCGCAGAUAAACAGUCGAAUCAAUCGAAUCAAUAGUCCUCAUUGAGGGAACGAAGGGGAAGGAGACCAUUUUUUCUGUCAAAACGAUCUUUCGAUUGAUCCAUCGGAUUUUACGGUAGAAAUUUCACAAAAAAGUACGAGCACGAGUUACUCGACCGAAAAACUGUUCAUGAGACUCGUAAGCUAAACCUCGUCCGAAACAAAAUAGGUUGGAAAUGGCUUGAAAUGUAAAUUGCACAACGCCGAACAAAACCUUGAUUAGCCAGAGUAUCRACUGAUCACUUUCGCCAUCGAAAUCAUCAGGUACCGAAAUGAUAUCURUUCUACGCAUUUCUACAGCUAGAGUAAAUCACAGGAGCAACCGAAGAUGUCUCGAAGCCUCUCUGCGUAAMAUGCAGGUCCAAAUCGAAAUGGGAGGGCAACAUUAUUGUCCCCGUCUAUGUCACUCUUUCCUUCAAAACUUGGAUAAUUAURUUUUUAAAAGGCGGCAAUCUUUUCCCUUAGGUUUUUCCAAAAGACGACAACACUCCACCUCGAUCAAUACGCGUUAUUCUAGAAAGAUCAGAUAUUCCAUGGCGGCCUCAUCAUCAUCGCCGUUGUCCUCUUUCAUCUUUUCCGGUGACAACCGUCACAACACAGCGUCUUAUGCAUCGCAAGGCACCACAACGUCAUCAUUUUCUUCAGUUGUAUCACGUUCAAAUGUUACCGGCGACGAAAAAUUCAGCGUUAUGAAAAUAAAUACUGAGACYGGAGCGAUUCGAAGGAUCCAAAUGUGCCAGAGUGAAAUUAUGGUGCAAACAACCUUGUCACCACGAGACCUUGUUAGUCUGCGGCUGACAUCUAAAAAAGAACGACGGGAGAAUAGGGUUGGGAAAUCAUUGGUGGAACAAAUGAGGCAUCCUCCGACCAUCAUGGCGAGAAACAAGUUUAUCCUCCUUUCUAUGGGUCCCGUGAGAGCAGUGGCCGAACCAGAUGCCGUCUAUGUUUUUGAUGUUCACAGCAAAGCCGCUAGGUUGUUUGCUACAGAUUUAGCCAAAGUUUACGAGGAGAGGUCSGAAGCAAUAAAAAACAAGACCUUACUCAACCACGAAGAGCCGACCGAAUUGGUAUUCUUGGAAACUGUCCUCACGGACGCAGUAGAUUCCUUUACCGGCAGAAUACGGAUUUUCGAGCCAAUCGUUAACGACUUGCUUCUCCGAAUCUCCCUAGAUGUAGAGGAUGUUUCAAACACAAAUACAAUCCACCAAAUGGCUCCGCUAAAAGAACAACUGCAAAGCUUUGAAAUUUUUGUCACGCAGGCCUACGAUUGUGUAACGCAAUUAUUGAACGACGACGAAGCAAUGCUGCAGUUGCUAUUGACAGAACAAGAAGGUGCGUGAUAUUGGUGCUGUUCAACUAUCACACCCCAGCUCUUUUAUUUGCAAUGGUUCACAGAUAGUUUCUCCACUUGUAUGUUGCUAUCAUAUUGCGCUAAUUUCAAAUGUUUCAGAGGCACGCAGAACCAACACCACGGUUGAUUUUGAACGCCACCAACACGUGGAGCAUAUAUUAGGAAUAUAUGCUCGAAGAUUUAGUAGUGUUAUCCAAGAAGUCAAUUACCUUUUGGGGAGGAUCGAAUCUAGGCAAGAAUAUAUCGAACUUGAGCUCGAUCUUUAUCGCAAUCGAUUGAUCCGAAUGAAUGUUGAUCUCGCAAUACUAGCAACUGCAACCGGUGUUACUACAGCGUUGUCCGGCACAUUCGGAAUGAACAUGGUUAAUGGAUUUGAAGAAUCUCAUACAGCCUUCCUUGUAACGAGUGCAACGUCUGCCCUAGCUGCAUUGAGCGUGGGUCAUUUCUUUCGAAGGAUGGUGUCGGGCAAUGUGAUUCAAMAGCGAGCUCAGGAGCGUAUUGGUGAAAUCCGAACCAUGUCGAAUGCCUUAUCGGAUAUGUCUGCCCUGGAUUAUGCCGUAAAACAAAUGAUCAGGGGGGAAAACAUGAAUAAAACCGAGUUCAAGGAGCAGCUCGCGGGAGCCCGGCACUCGAAAACAUGUACCGAUGAAGAAGUCGAUCUUCUUUUUCGUGUUCUUAAUACGCACAAAGACGAUGUUCUCGACAAAGAAGAUUUCGUCGAAAAAAGGGAUUCGGGGGAAAGCCCCUAACCUUUGCUGCACACAAUGAGGACCUCGAGCUUUUUAUCAAAGCUGUUAGGUUGCCAAUGCAUUGACGUAGUAGCAUAACUUUCAACUGUACCUUUAGAGUUUUUCAUGGGUAUGUGCAUAUUAUAUUGGAUGGACAAAGUAUCACUUUAUGCAACUAUMCRUGUGGUACUACAAUUCUCUCACAGCAACAGUGGGUAUCGUGUUCUUGUGAAAUAGUCACUGCGACGGUUACGAAUGAUGACUAUUUGAUCUGUUUGGUAUUUCAUAUUGACACUCAGAAUUCUCUUUACAAAUAC